This is a messenger RNA of Insectozyma verbasci, 393 nucleotides long. The record is from the annotation of a GenBank genome assembly. NCBI's taxonomy places the organism in Eukaryota, Fungi, Ascomycota, Pichiomycetes, Serinales, Debaryomycetaceae.
AUGGGAUUAUGUUUAUCAUGUUUACAAGGUAAUUCAGAUGAUGAAUUUGACGAAACUAGUUCAUUAUUAAGAAAUCAACAGCAACAACAAUAUAUAACAGAUUAUGAACAAGAAGAAUCCAUUAAACAACAACAGCAAAGACAAUUAGAAUUAAACAGUAUAGUAAACGAAUUAAGUGAUAAAUUAAUAGAUGUGACUGGAUUCUUAUCAAAUCAACCAUCAAAUGGCAACUUACAAGCAAUUAAAUCGAAUGAAGAAAAUUACGAUAAUGAUAUUUAUAUUUAUACUGAAUCAGAUAGGGCCAAAGUCAAAGAACAGUUAGAAUCAAUAGAUGAAUCAAUUGUUAAAUCUACUACUAUUGAAGUUAAACAACCAUUAUAUUUAAAUUUUUGA